This is a messenger RNA of Monopterus albus (swamp eel), 543 nucleotides long. It is a transcript of the gene efna2b, whose product is annotated as ephrin-A2b. The annotation marks the transcript as partial. NCBI's taxonomy places the organism in Eukaryota, Metazoa, Chordata, Actinopteri, Synbranchiformes, Synbranchidae. The transcript is spliced from 5 exons. Gene Ontology annotation, biological process: ephrin receptor signaling pathway; axon guidance; osteoclast differentiation. The record is from RefSeq and is a predicted model, not a curated record. Gene Ontology annotation, molecular function: ephrin receptor binding. Gene Ontology annotation, cellular component: plasma membrane.
AUGUCCAGAGCCUGUUCACUGGACGAAAUAUCAGCUGCAGCAGCUGCAGCUGAGGACCUCACCUGCGCGCAGACACAUCAUUUGUCCCGGGUGUUCCAGUUGUCCAGGUUUUUCAGGGGCGACUACACGGUGGAGGUGGCAAUCAAUGACUACCUGGACAUCUACUGCCCGCACUAUGAGGAGGAGCAACCGGCUGAGCACAUGGAGCACUACGUGUUGUACAUGGUGAACUAUGAUGGCUACACCACCUGUGACCACCACAGGAAGGGCUUCAAACGCUGGGAGUGCAACCGGCCGCUGAGCCCUGGCGGCCCACUCAAGUUCUCUGAGAAGUUCCAGCUGUUCACACCAUUCAGCCUGGGAUUCGAGUUCCGGCCAGGCCACGAGUACUAUUAUAUCUCGUCUCCACACCUGAACCUGGCUGGGAAGCCCUGUCUGAAGCUCAAAAUCUACGUCAAACCAACCAAUGACUCCGUGUAUGAGUCUCCAGAGCCCUUCCUGACUGAUGACACCACUGGCGGCUGCAGCCUCACCAGGCCCCGC